GCUCAUAAAAGCUGUGAGUUUGAGGAGGUGGACAGUUAAGCACCAGGCAGUUCUGUAGCUUGGCAAGCAGAACGUCAAGAUGUUGAGAUUCAGCCGGCCUCUCCUACUCCUGCUCCUGUCCAUGUCAUGGGCCCAAACAGCACAUUUGCGGAGCCAGAUCAUCGGAGGCCAGGAAGCAGUACCCCACUCCAGACCCUACAUGGCAGCCCUCAAAAUGGACACGGGCUUUGGCUGCGGUGGGUUCCUGGUGGGCCCCCAGUGGGUAAUGACGGCUGCGCACUGCAUGAGUGAGAUGACCGUGGUUUUGGGGGCACACGACCGCUCUGCCAUCGAGGACACUCAACAAGUGAUUGGCGUUGAGUCGUACUACAAGCACCCGGAAUAUAAUGGUGCAACGGUCGCAAAUGAUAUCCUUCUGCUGAAGCUGGCCCACAAGGCUACUCUGAACAAAUACGUCCAGAUGAUUCCCCUGCCAACAUCUAGCAGCGACCUCCCCGAGGGGACACCCUGCAGCCUUGCAGGGUGGGGCCUGAUUGAUGACAGCCAGGACACGGAGAGGCUCUUUGAGACCAACGUCACCAUCUACAGCCGCCGAAAGUGCAUGAAGGUCUACUCACAACUCGACGAUGGAAUGAUCUGCGCAGGCAGCCACAACGAGCUUCGGGAUACAAGCCAGGGUGAUUCCGGAGGCCCCAUGGUGUGCAAUGGCGUGGUACAAGGAAUCGUCUCAUUUGGUAAUGCGUACCCUCCUGGAGUUUACUCUCGCAUCGGCCAUUUCCUUCCCUGGAUCAAGAAAAUCAUGGAUUCCUGAAGGGAAGAAGCAACAGGCAGCAGCAGCAGCACCCUUUGCUCUAUUAAAAAAAAACCUUCUGCAUGCUUAAUAACCUGUACAGCUUUCAUUCUGCAUUCCCACACACCCGCAACCUAUUGAAGCAUGUGGGGUCUUCAAUUUGCAAAUGUAUUUAUGUGAUUUGCCUCUUCAUAGAGCGGCAGUUCCCAGAGAAGUUGAACAGUUGACCCAUCUCUCCAGGAAUUCUGGGAAGCGUAGUUCUAUGGGGGGAGGCGGAAACUGCAGUUCCCAUGAUUCUUUGGGAGGAAGCCAUCCUGGCUGUCUAAAGCAGUAUAAUACUUGAGAUCCCAGUGCACAGUAGUGUAUGAUUUCAGCGGAUCUGCCCCAAGUCCACUUUGGUUGGUUAUAUCCCUAAGGGGGAAGGAUAGCAAAAUGGGGAGUGGAAAAGAAGUUGGGAGGGAGGGUGAAAACUGGAAUCAGCCCCUUGUUCUGUUGCAUUCUCUCAAACGUAUAUUACCCAGUAAAGCAAAAUGGCUGAGCAUUAA
This is a messenger RNA of Zootoca vivipara (common lizard), 1335 nucleotides long. RefSeq names its product cathepsin G. Gene Ontology annotation, biological process: proteolysis. Gene Ontology annotation, molecular function: serine-type endopeptidase activity. The record is from RefSeq and is a predicted model, not a curated record. Lineage: Eukaryota; Metazoa; Chordata; Lepidosauria; Squamata; Lacertidae.